This is a messenger RNA of Bacillus rossius redtenbacheri, 2277 nucleotides long. RefSeq lists its product as uncharacterized. Gene Ontology annotation, molecular function: protein dimerization activity. Lineage: Eukaryota; Metazoa; Arthropoda; Insecta; Phasmatodea; Bacillidae. The transcript has 3 exons. Bases 245 to 2122 code for a protein of 625 amino acids. The record is from RefSeq and is a predicted model, not a curated record.
GAGUGACGCAGAAGAUGGGCUACGUUCGCCACCAAAAAAGGUGUGUAUUCAGCAAAGUGCAGGUAAACACAGGGCUCAAAAAUUUAGAAAAGAGUGGUUGUCUGAAACAGAAUUUAAAGAGUGGCUGUUACCUGUACAUGGAGACGAAUACAAGGCUAAGUGUAAAUUUUGUGGGAUAACACUUGUUACCGAAAUAAGUAACUUAAAGCGGCAUGCAACCGGUGGGAAACAUACAGCACUUAGAAUGUCUGCUACUGUUAGACAAACAUCGAUUUCUAGAUUUAUUGCAGCACCUAAAGUUGAUUUAGACAAAGAAGUUGCAUCUGCUGAAAUAAAACUUUCGGCAUUCAUUGCGGAGCACAAUGUUGCUUUUUCUGUUGCAGACCAUCUCACAGCUGUCAUAAAAGAUAUCUUUUAUGACCAUAAAAUUGCACAGAAAUUGACUCUUAAACGAACAAAAACAUGCAGUAUUGUAAAUAAUGUAAUAGCUGCCGAUCAUAAGGAGAAGUUGGCGAAUAAAUUAAAGAACACCAAAUUCAGCAUCCUUACAGAUGAAUCAACAGACAUAGGGACAAUAAAAAUGUCGUGCAUAGUGGUAAGGUACCAUGAUUUCCAGUCUGGAAGGAUAGAUAGCAAAUUCUGGGAACUAAGAGAAAUUUUUGACUCUUCAAAUAAAGUUGUGUGCGCCAGUGCAGAAAACCUGUUUCGUGGCUUGGUUGCUUCAAUCACAGAGUUUGGAAUUCCGUUGGAAAAUGUGAUCGGAUUUGGAGCAGAUGGAUGUAAUGUGAUGAUGGGUGAACAUAAUUCAGUAUCAUCUCGUCUCAAAGAAGCUUGUCCUGGGAUCGUGGUGGUUAAGUGCAUUUGUCAUUCGGCACAUCUGUGUGCUAGUGAAGCAUGUAAAGUGCUUCCUCGGUCUUGUGAAGAUAUGGCUCGUGAAAUAUACAAUUUCUUGAAGAGCAGUGCUAAACGACAGAGUGAGCUGAAAGAGUUUCAAACAUUUCUUGACAUGGAACCUUUGAAAAUGCUUCAUCCCUCGCAGACCAGGUGGUUGUCUUUGGUGGCAGUUGUUCAACGCAUUUUGGAGCAGUGGGAUGCUUUGAAAUUGUAUUUUACAGACUGUUGGUUGUCACAGAGACUCUUAAGUGCAGAAAACAUCUUCAAUGCACUUCACGAUCCUUUUUUGAAACUGUAUUUCAUGUUCCUUUCAUGGGUUCUUCCGAAAUUCACAAAAUUCAACGAAUUUUUCCAGACGAAGAAUGUUGUUAUUACAGAACUACAUACCCAAUUAAGAGAUCUCUAUACUGACAUUCUCCUUAGUUUCAUGAAAAGGGACUAUGUCAUGAAAACACCACUCGAGGAAGUCGAUCCUGCCCUGGAGAAGUAUCAUCUUCCAGACACUGAGAUGUAUUUAGGAGUUAAAGUCCUGCAGCACAUUGAUAAACCAGAAAUCACUUCCAAGCCCGAUAUUCGCUGUCAUUUCUUUCACAGGUGUAGAACUUUCCUCACGGUUGCUGCGCAAGAAAUAAGAAAAAGAUAUAAUAUGAAUGAUCCGGUUCUGUCGAAACUUAGCUACCUGCAACCUAAAGCAGCUCUUUCACCAGUAUUCAGGGUUAACUGCCCUUCCCUUCUUCCACUAGUAAAAGUAGUCCCAAGAAUUGUUUCUUGUGAUGAUGAUGCAAUUUUACAGCGUCUUGAUGAUCAGUGGAGGGAGCUUCCAUUUUCAAGGGCAAGGCUUCCAGAAGAUAUUGAUGAUGUAAACAGUCCUGACAUUUUCUGGAAUAUGCUUCUGAAACCAAGCUGUGACACACAAGAAGCUCAUUUCAAAGAAUUGGCUACAUUUGCACUUCAUGUGCUUAGUCUCCCGCACUCUAAUGCAGACUGUGAAAGAGUCUUCAGUCAGGUAAAUCUAGUGAAAACCAAAGUACGAAAUCGCCUCCUUCCAAAAACAGUGAACGGAGCUUUGCUUGCUUCCGAGUGUGUGAAGGAAAGUGGUACCUGUGCAUUGUUUCGCCCUACAGCUGAAAUGUUAUCGCGCAUGACAUCAGCAAACUUGUAUGCAUCCAGUGCACCAGAAAACGAUAUUGUGGAUAUUCUCUUCGAAAAGGAUGACUUGAGUUGUUAAAAAAAUUGUGUUUUUUUUUUUUUUUUUUUUUUUUAACUUAACAUGUGUUAAUUUUGGUGUAGUUUUUUUCCUUAGUGUAAUUGUUUCCAUGUAAUUUUUUUCCUUCACGAUUGUGUCAUGCCAAUAAAAUACUACCAAAAUGAAUAGCAAAAAAA